CAAAGAUGGCGGCCCUGUCGCAGUUGCUAUUUCUUGUCAAACAAUAAUGGGAAAAUUCAUUUGACCAACUAUUUUUACCUCUUUCUUAAGAGUUAUAGCAAAAUAUAAAUUAGCAACAAUUAUCUUACUAAGCUAGUCAUUUUGAUAAUGUGAUUUUAAGUCUACCGAUGGCUUCCAGUGUGCAAGACUCCCCUGUCGUCCACCAGACAUUUGUUGAGGAAAUAGAUUACAGUGAAAUUCAGGAAUUAUCGGUUGUAGGUAAAGGCGCUUUUGGUGUGGUAUGGAAAGGCUUAUGGCGGAAUACGUAUGUCGCUGUGAAACAUAUCAAUUCGGAAGCAGAGAAGCGUGAAUUUGCGAUAGAAGUCCGGCAAUUGUCGCGUGUAUCACAUCCAAAUAUUGUGCGACUGUAUGGAGCUUGUACUAAAGGUGCUCAUGUCUGUCUUGUAAUGGAAUAUGCAGAAGGAGGUUCGUUAUACAAUGUGCUCCACAACAGACCUAAGCCUAAAUACACAGCCGCACAUGCUAUGAGCUGGGCCCUACAGUGUGCUGAGGGUGUUGCAUACUUACAUGCUAUGAAACCCAAACCAUUAAUACACAGAGAUUUGAAACCACCAAAUUUAUUAUUAGUCGGAGGUGGCCAAAGACUUAAAAUAUGUGAUUUUGGCACGGCAGCUGAUAAAGCUACAUACAUGACAAACAACAAGGGAAGUGCAGCAUGGAUGGCACCUGAGGUGUUUGAAGGAUCGUCAUAUACAGAAAAAUGUGAUGUAUUUUCAUGGGGAAUUAUUCUUUGGGAGGUGCUGUCCAGGAGGAAGCCCUUUGAGGAAGGUGGAUCAGCAUUCAGGAUAAUGUGGGCAGUUCAUACAGGACAAAGGCCGAAUCUCAUAGAAGGUUGUCCUGAGCCAAUAGAACAACUAAUGACACAAUGCUGGGAUAAAGUGCCAGCAGAAAGACCAAGUAUGGCGAAAGUGGUGGAAAUUAUGACAGCGCUUUGCGCUUUCUUCCCCGGUGCUGAUAUACCAAUCGAUUACAAUGACUGUGAGGACGAUGAUGCUGAGUAUUCAGAUGAAGAUUUUAUGAUGUAUGAUACACAUGACAGCAUCGGAACUGACCCUGAUAAUGUAACUCAAGCGCACAAUUCUCUGAAUUAUAUAGACGAAACGACGUCAAAUCCAAUCAUAUACACAGGCAGACCUGAACUGUCACCCAGACCUCGAAGUCUCGUUGAAACUCAAGUCAAUAAACUACAAAACCUUAUGGCAUCUGAGGCUCAACCGAGAACAGCAGUCAUGCAUAAUAAUGAUUUAGAGACCCAGAAUAGAAUAGGACCAGUUAGGAUCCCGCAACAAUUUAAAAAGCCCGAAGCAUAUGUUGAAGCUGGUAGAUCACCGGUCACUAUAAACCGUACAUCGAGUUCUCCGGUAUCAUCAGAGAAGACUUAUAUGCCUAGUGAAGGUAGCACACCUCAAGAUACUCUACGUAUAGUUCGCAGUCCGGCUAUAUUUAGUGAGAGUUCAUCACCUAGAAGACUGUCUCCGAUCGUUAAUUAUAACAUUGGCAAUAUGAACCCAAGGCAUAUAGAUAUAGAGCAAUAUUGGAAUAGAGAGAGUGAGAAAUCAUCAGUUCGAAGCCCGUCUGUGAUGAGUAAUACAAACUCGUCAAGGAAGGAAGAUUAUAAUCAAAAUUACUGUGAUAGAUUAAGCGCUGCCAACAGCCCAGUCACACCUAGAGAGUUCAAUGGAAAUGCACAACAAAAGUUGGACGCUCGUUAUCAGACUCCAUUGCAGAUUGAAGUUGACCCGAAUGCGUGGGAGCUGAACGACUUGCCGCUUGAUUUUGACGGUUACGUGGAAGUCAAGAACAUGGCGGGAUUUGAUAAAUUUAUCCCAGUGGGUAACAGUAGCGGGUCGACGCCGGCAGAGGGCGCCGCGCAGCCCGCCCCCGACCCUGACCUGGACUCGAUGCACAUGAUGCUGGACCCACACCUGCGUCCCAUCUCACCUGACCUCAGCAACGAGGAGUCCAAGCGGAUCUUCGAGGAGCACAAGCAACUAGCACAGGAAUACCUUAAAACGCAGACAGAACUGGCGUACCUGAGCAACCACAAAUCAGAGCUGGAGGAGCAGAUGGACUCGGAUGAGCUGCGACAGAAGAGAGAGGUCAUACAACUUGAAAAUGAGAAGGACUCGUUACUUAAAUUAUACUGUACCCUAAAGAAGCAAUUGGCGCGGGCUGAGAACGAGAGUUGGUUACUACAGGAGGACAUGCCGCACGAGUGACGUCACGCGGGUGACGUCACCUCAGGGACCACAGCCGCGCGGCGCCCCGACAGUGCAACUCUGCCGCUAGAUGGCGCCUCUAAACUUUCCAAAGAUUAAACAUACGUGACGAUUAUGAAUUAUGUCGUAAUCGAUUUUUUCAAAUCGAUUUUUUGAAUUAUUUCGUCGAGGCACCUUUUUUUACAAAGAAUAAAUAAGCGCUUCACCACGAUCCUAUGUUUGUGGUGAUUUAAUCGAAGUUACGCGCUAUUUGUAAGUGCCUUUUCACUUUACUCUUGAAGAGCCCAUACACGUCCCAGCAUUAAGGAUGACGUAAACUACUCGUCUACAUAAAUAUUUGAAUUAUAAUGUACAUGAUC
Messenger RNA from Papilio machaon (common yellow swallowtail), 2638 nucleotides. RefSeq names its product mitogen-activated protein kinase kinase kinase 7 (gene Tak1). The coding region runs from base 168 to 2279 and encodes 703 amino acids. Gene Ontology annotation, biological process: positive regulation of canonical NF-kappaB signal transduction; protein phosphorylation; JNK cascade. Gene Ontology annotation, molecular function: MAP kinase kinase kinase activity; magnesium ion binding; ATP binding. NCBI's taxonomy places the organism in Eukaryota, Metazoa, Arthropoda, Insecta, Lepidoptera, Papilionidae. The transcript has 10 exons. The record is from RefSeq and is a predicted model, not a curated record.